This is a messenger RNA of Trypanosoma grayi, 468 nucleotides long. Its product is annotated as putative MIP18 family protein. Lineage: Eukaryota; Euglenozoa; Kinetoplastea; Trypanosomatida; Trypanosomatidae. The transcript has a single exon. The record is from RefSeq and is a predicted model, not a curated record. The coding region runs from base 1 to 468 and encodes 155 amino acids.
AUGAUACCGGACUCGUACACAGCGGAGGAUGUGUUCUACGAACUCUCCACCAUUCGGGACCCGGAGAAGACGAGUUGCACGUUGGCAGACCUUGAUGUGGUGGCACAAGACCGCUGUAGUAUCGACUACCAUCAUCAUGUGAAAUCAUCCCCAGCGAUUGGCAUGGAUAGCGGGAGUCUUGCUCGUGUUUCAAAGCCAAUUGGAAUAGUAAGGGUAGUACUGAAACCAACAGUCCCACAUUGCAGUCUUAUGUCACUUAUUUGUCUCUGUGUCUACGCGAAGUUAAAGGAUACUCUUCCACCAUGGAUGUGCGAUUGGAAAAUUGACAUUAAACUGGUUGACGGCUCUCACCUGCAGCAGCAUGAGCUGGAAAAGCAGGUUGCUGACAAGGAAAGGGUGGCGGCGGCGCUGGAAAAUAGAACACUGUCGAAGGAGAUUGCGAAACUGAUAAAUGCCGAUGCUGAUUGA